GCAGCUGGGACUGCAAAUGGCACGUUGCUCGUAUGGGGGUCAGUGGAGGGGAGGAGAGAAGUGAGCCUAGAGCGACCGCCCGCUGCUUCGCGCCUGUGGUGGGAUGUUGCUCUCUUCGAAAGGUUCUACUCUAGCUGGAAGCUGAAGAAUCCUUACACCGAAUCAGUGGUCUGGUCCAGCGGCUUUGGCCUUUGAAGCAUCAGACGUACAAUGACUUGAGCAUGAGCCUAAUCAAACAAGUGAUAAACUUUUAAGGAUAAAGGCAUUGUCCCUGUGAUAGACUUUCUGUUUUUAAGAGUAUUGGGAAAAGGAGCUGUAUAUAACAGUAUCUUCAAUAUGCUGUUGCCAUCAACCAAAAUGCAGAAACCAUUUCAGCUGGUGUACAGGACAUAUUGGAUGCCUUAUCGCAGCUGUAUCUUUCCAUUCUUAAAAGGAAAAGCCUCCUUGCUUAAUACUAGACAGAAAAUGGUUUCCUUGGCGUUGAGCUCCCAGCACCAGUGUCUACAUGCAUCUGCUGCUGUUUGGGUUUCCAAAGAAAGGCAAUUCUUGGGCAUGGCAUCAUCCCAACUAGAAGACCAUCGCAAUAAAGAACUGGAAAGAGAAAUUCAUACCAAACCAUCUGGUAACUUAGCCCAGAAAGACUCUGUAGAACCAAAUUCUGUAGAGCUUGAUCCCUUACAAGACAAAUCUAUUAGUCUCGUGCAGAGAUUCAAGAGAACUUUUAAACAGUAUGGCAAAGUUAUGAUUCCAGUGCAUCUUUUGACUUCCAGCAUAUGGUUUGGAAUUUUUUACUAUGCAGCUUUAAAAGGAAUAAAUGUUGUUCCUUUCCUCGAAUUCAUAGGGUUGCCUGAAAGCAUUGUAAAUAUUCUAAAGCAUUCUCAGAGUGGUAAUGCGUUAACUGCCUAUGCAAUGUAUAAGAUUGCAACUCCGGCCAGAUACACAGUGACUUUAGGAGGGACAUCUAUCACUGUAAAGUACCUUCGUAAGCAAGGCUACAUGUCCACACCACCUCUAGUCAAGGACUACAUUCAGGAUCGAAUGGAAGAAACAAAAGAGCGACUAUCGGGGAAAAUGGAGGAAACCAGAGACAUGAUUAGUGGCAAAAUGGAAGAAACAAAAGAGAGGCUGACUGGGAAGAUGGAAGAAACAAAAGAGAGGAUAACAGAAAAGAUACAGGAAACAAAAGAUAAGGUUUCAUUUAUAAAAAAGAAAGAAUAGGAAAAUUGGCGGCAAAACCAAAGCAUUCGUAACUCUUUAGCAAAUGUGAAAUGUAUACACUUGCUGCUUUUUGUUUCUGCUUGUUUUAGAUGUUUUGGGCUGAUUAGAAAGUGCCAGUGAUUUGAAAACUAAAACAAGAACAUCUAAAACAAGAACAUCACACCCAACUUUAGAAAAUUAUUGCAAUAUUUUCAAGUGUUAGGAUUUGGACCAUAGCUAGGUCCCAAAGUGGGGUUCUGUGGUCUGCCUAAUUAUGACCAACAGUCUUGUCUGGAUCUUUGUGGGGAAAGAACAAAGUUAUCUACACAUCUGAUUUGAGCUGACCUCUUUGUCACUGUUAAGUGUCUUGGAAGCAAUGUUUGAGAAUGUUUGGGUCAUGUACACAAACAUAUUUUGGAGAUGGUGUCAAUAUUUGUAAAUCAUUUAAUCAUAAUAUUCUUAAAAGAUCAGGUAAUUAUAAAAUAUAUAUUACUGCUAUAUUCUUAUAAACAGUUUACUGAAUGGUGUAUGAGAGAGACUGUAAAAUGAUACUAAACUUAAUUGAAUAUUUCAAAUGUGCAAUUGGAUUGAUUAUUCCACGGUUAGACUAAAAAUGUCAUGCCAUCAUUAAAAGUUUUGAAAAUAGAGAAGAUAAACCUACCUCUGCAUAUGAAUAGUCAUUUACAUUUUCAUCUUUGUGUUUAGAGUAAAGACUGAUAGAUGCUGCUGCCUUUUACAUUGAAGAAUCCUAGAAAAUUUCCACAAAACUUCAGCAUUACUAUACUGUUGAGUACUAUGGAGUAAUCUAAAAUUUACAGGUGUGAUUUUUAUGAUUCCCAUGUUGUUGUAAUUUUCUGUGGUAGUCAGUUAAGUUUUACUCAGAGUAGACCCAUUGAAAUUAAUGGCCCUGGCUUAGCCUUGUUCAUUGGUUUAAGUGGGUCAUCUCUGAGUAUAUCUUCAUUGAAUGCCAUCCAAAGUUACCUGUUCUGUCUGAAGCAUAACAUGGCAUUUCAGUUCUCCUAUGAUUUUGUUUUUUAAAGCGCUUAUAAGCUGGAAUAUAAAGGAGUACUGCAUUGGAGUGGGAGAUCCAGAAACUCAUGGUGCACCCUUUCAACCUCUUGUGUAUGUAUACCACUGCUUGUGCUGUGACUGGUGGAAAAAGGAGCCAGUGAUAGGAUUGCACCCAAAGCAGCAAACAUUUUUUGCAAUCUGGUUACCUUUAAGCUAUAUGAAGGAAGAUAUGUAUUUGUCCGUCUAUUUCUAGACUUGCUUCUUUUAUUUCUGUCAAGUUACCAGAAAGCAUCUGUAGAGUUAACUUCAUAAAGGCCCUCUUUCAGGGACAGUGUAAGGGAGAUUGAUGGCAGUCCAAGAGGCAUCUGCAAAGUCCAUUGCCAAAAUGUGCUCUGACUACUUUUUCAUGCUACUGAUUUAAGGAAUUGUUUUCUUUAAUGCUUUCAAGUAUAAGAGGGAAGCACUUACCAACAAACCAUCUUGUGCAGGGCAAUUAAGACUUUUGAGAGUUACACUAUUACAGGGUUAGUCCUUUAAAACAACCCCCGUGGAUACAGAGUACCCCUGUUCCAUGGGACCUCUUUUAAAAGACUCACCCUGUAUAAGAGUUCAAAGACAGUAUUGUACAAUGAUAUAAAUUGCUCCCCUCUUUAUGUGGUCAGUUUUCAAUGGUGAGGCUGAACUUACUGCCACUUGUGUAUCCCAGACUGAGUUUCUUGAAUCCAUCUUCCAAGUGCUCACCAUGCCUUUUUUCUUCCAAGGUGGCAUGUUUCCUUUGGUCCCAAUUGUGCAGGAUGAGCACCACUCGACACUGCAUGUUCAUCCUGGCAUUACUGUAUUAGUUCAACUGAACUAUCAAAGAUACCCCUGACAUGAAUUUUUCUCCUUUCUCUCAUCACAUGGAAGAUAAAUUGCCUGUGUCAUUCUGGCAGCUGACAAUGAGGAUUUUCUGUGUACAUCAGGAAGAAAAAUAUGUGAUAAAAUAGGUAGUUGUAUCCACCACCAGUGUAAUGCUGUUAUAAGCAUGCUUUGUGAAUGGGACUGGAUGCACGAGAGAGAAGACAUUGGCAGUUGGCUUUUUGUCUUCCCUUUGUCUUUCUUGUAUCUUUUAAUUGAGUGAAAGGAUUCUGUGAGAAAAUAGCUAUGGAUAAAAUAUUCAAAAAGGUGGAAGUCAGUAUGGCAUGAACAUUUGCCACGCCAAUUUUAAAUUGCUUUAACUGCAGGUGUCAAACUGGGACCUCCCCUGUUGCAGAGAUUUGAAUCAGCAGCCAUUUUCACAAAGUUUCUUAGCAUAUGUAAUAAAGCUGAAAAUAACAAAAGCAACAUGAAAGCAAGGCACAUGGCCAGCAUCGGGAGACGCAGGGAACUGUGACCAUAGUUGUGCCCCCAUAUAUUUGGGUCAAAAAUAAGCAGCUCUAAAAUAAGCAGCCCUAAUGUUAGUCUGAGUUCAAAGUGGGCACCUGCUUAUUAAUGAGAUAUGGUUUACCUGGCCUUGUACCCUGGUAUGUAUUGGUUUGCUUUUUCCUAGGUAGAUUUGCGGAUCUUGCUAGAGGAAAGCCCCAAAGGUUGAUACUUAGAACAGCAUACUUCAGAAAGCAGCACUGAGGUCAUGAGGUCAUCACAACGUGCAAGGACAGCAUAGUGAAAAAUAAGAGCCAUGGCUGGAAGUGAAGUACCACCAUGGCCUUAAGCGCAAUAUUUAUUUUAUUUUUCCACAAAGAGCAUGUUGGAGAGUUAUGCUGUCAGAUGUCAAUUGCAUGGAUGUUAGCUUUCACCCUAGUACAGACCUGGCCACUUUUACCUUUGCAUAUAUAAUACACAUAAAAUAGUACAGGGGGAAAAUAGAUUUCUAGGCUGCAGUCCUCUAUUUCUGAAUGAUUUUCCCUUCCUUGUCUUUGUACUGUUAAGCCAAGUUUAAAAGAAUAUAUUCUGGUUUAAUGUCAGUCUAUUUAAAAUGAAACAAUUCCGUCCUCUUUCUUGAAAUAAAAUUUGUGUUUUGUUGUAGUGAUAACACCUAGGGCUUAGAAAUAAUAUUGGGGUGGGAUGGAAGCAGUAUCUGCAUGCUGCUGCUGUGCUUGAUCAUUCAUUUCAGUGUGACUUUCCCUGGCUCUCUGCGCCAGCCACACUGAAGGAAGAUGGCAAAGCCACAAUAUUUGGUGAAAUGUUAUCUUUCAUCCACUAUCCAAUUUAUUCCUUGACAAGUUUGCCUUUUUCUUAUAUCCACUGUAGAUGGAUCUUGCUGGAAUAAAUUUUGCAAAGUACCAUUAUUAAAGUACUCAUGGCACAUCAUUACUGUCUGUGGGUUCUUCUUGUGUCACUGGCUGAGAGGAUCUGUAAGUUAUAACUCCCUUUCACCGUCCUCCAAUAUGCUUUAAACAUUAUGCUGAUAUAGAUAAAAGUUGUGUGUAGUGUAUGUUUUUGAAAAGCAAUUAUCUUUUAAAUGAUUUUUUUUUCAUAACUUUUGUAUCCUUACUGUGGAAAUAAUUGUGCUGAGACUUUUGCUUGGAGUUUGCAGAGAUGUUAUUCUAAUUUUCCCUAAUGAUACUCUUCUGAAAAAUAAACUUUUGCUUGUGAAAUGGUUAUAAUAUUAAAUUGCAUCACAACCA
Molecule: messenger RNA, 4814 nt
Organism: Podarcis muralis (Common wall lizard)
Lineage: Eukaryota; Metazoa; Chordata; Lepidosauria; Squamata; Lacertidae
Source: RefSeq, a predicted model, not a curated record